Molecule: messenger RNA, 2085 nt
Organism: Kluyveromyces lactis
Lineage: Eukaryota; Fungi; Ascomycota; Saccharomycetes; Saccharomycetales; Saccharomycetaceae
Exons: 1
Coding region: 1-2085 (694 amino acids)
Cellular component (GO): membrane
Source: RefSeq, a predicted model, not a curated record
AUGUCCGAUGCUUCCACCUGGUUCAAUGAAGUGGAUCCCCGUGAAUUAUACGCUGAUAAGGUCAUUGGGUGCGAUGGGUGCGGUGAUUCUCCGUUAAAUGGGAAAAAAGAUGGGAUUGUUUGUGGUCCGAUAUUACGUCUCAUAAACGUUGAUUAUGAAAAGAAUUUGUACCGUGGGUCGAUGCUUAUCGUUACCAAGGGUGAAGUUGCUGAGCCAAAAGUUGAAUUUCAAGUUGGCCAGAGUGAGGAGAAGAAUUUAGGGUCUGAAUCCAAGCAUCCUAAUUUGGAAACGGGCCAAUUUGUUGCGACGAAAUUUUAUUCGGAGUCUGAUUACAGCUUCUAUCGUUAUGCGAUUGAGAUCGAGCUUGAUUCUGUGGAACGUAUGUGUAAGUAUUCCAUUGAUGGUAAAUUGGAACCUCAGUAUAGGUUUUUCAUCCCAAGCCAAACUACCAAUUUUAACACAAUUUCCGUGUCCUGUAAUGGGUUUUCCUUGUCUGUUGAUACUACCAAGUUCAAAGGGUCUAUGUGGUACGAUAUCUUGAGGAAACAUGCAAACGUCCAUUAUCAUGUCAUUUUAGGUGGUGGUGACCAGAUUUAUUCUGAUUCCAUCAAACUUUAUUGUGAGAGCUUCCAAAACUGGCUGAAAACUAGCGACCCGAUCAAGAAAUAUUCUACGAAAUGUUCCCCGGAGAUGAGAUCUGACAUGGACCAGUUUUAUUUGAAAGAAUAUUUGGAAUGGUUCGGGUACGGCCAUUGGAAGGGGUCUACUGAAAAUUCAAGGACCACCCAGAGAUGUUUCCCAAUUGCAAUGUCGACUAUCCCAUCUAUUAACAUGUUUGAUGACCACGAUAUCAUCGACGGGUACGGUUCUUACUCUCAUAAAUUCAUGUUUACUGACGUUUUCAAAUCCGUUGGUAAAUCCGCGUACAAGUACUACAUGUUAUUCCAGCAUCAUACCUCUAUUGAGGAACCUGAAGCAUAUAACAAGGAAAAAUGUUGGGUGAUUGGCGCUCAGCCAGGUGCGUACAUCGGCGAAAAAUCCCAUUCCGUUUAUACUAGACUCGGCCCCACCAUGGCUGUUCUUGGUAUCGAUUGUAGAACUGAACGUAAAUUGACCGAGAUCUGUUCCAAGAAAACCUACGAUAUCCUUUUUGAUAAGUUGGCACAAGAUGCGAAACUGGGCAAAUUAGACCAUCUUUUACUCAUGCUCGGUGUUCCAAUCGCUUAUCCCAGAUUAGUUUGGUUGGAGUACAUCUUCUCCAGCAAGUUCCUCUUCAUCUUCAAAUGGUUAUCGAAGAAGGGGAUCCUUGCCAAGGGCUUGGUGAAUGAGUUUAAUGGGGACGUCGAGCUAUUGGACGAUUUGAACGACCAUUGGUGUGCGCAUUACCAUAAGAAGGAGAGAAACUAUCUCUUGGCUAGAUUACAAGACUUCUCAGCCAAGCAAGGGAUCAGAGUUACCAUCCUUUCUGGUGAUGUCCACUUGGCCUCUGUCGGUAGAUUCAAAUCCAAGGUUCAUACCCACCAUAUCACUUCUGCGAAAGUCGAUCAAGACAAAAAAGUCUUGAACGAACCUGAAAAGGACGUCAGAUUGAUGUUGAACGUCAUUUCAAGUGCUGUGGUAAACACACCACCACCAGACCAAAUGGCCAAGUUGCUACAAAAAAGAGUGAAGAACCAUCAUUUCGAUGCAAGCACGGACGAGGAUUCGGUGCCAAUCUUCACCACUGACGUCGAUGGCGAAAAUCGUUCCAGUAACGCCUUCAUGAACCGUAGAAACUGGUCCGAUAUCAUACCUGUCACGACGGUCCUCAAGAACAAAUAUCUAAACGACCAAUACAAAUUUGAAAUCGGUGAUAAGAUAGUCCCUGGAAGAGUCGGAAUCAAGACCCAAAUUGACGAAAAGACUAAUAUUGGCCACAUCCCAUAUCCAGUUACCGAAAAGGGUAUUAUUGCAACAAUUCAUAUUGAAAAGGAUACCAGUUCUGCAGAAUCAGAAACGGUAGGUUACACAAUUCCAAUCCCAGAACUACAAGCCACUGAAGAAAACCUCUCCCAUGCAGGUAUCAAGCAUUUAGAUCUAGCAUAA